UUAGCCCCCUCUUCCUCCCAUCCCUCCUCCUCACCGGCCUCUCCGCCUCGCCUCGCCGCCUCCCCGGCGACCACCACGGCCGCCUCCGCCGCCGGCGAAGAGGAAUUCUAGAAGGCGUCCAUGUCUGCGGCGGCCGCUUCGUCCGCGCUCCGGCCGCCGCCGGGGUGGGGCGCGCCGUCGCAGCGGCGGCUGGUGGAGGAGCACCUGGCGUCGCUGCCGCACGGCCUCCCGCGGGCGGCCCACGUGCGGGAGCUCCACGCGCAGAUGCUCAAGCAGGGGCUCCACCGGAACCCGCGCGCGGCGGCCAGGCUCGUGUCUGCCUACGCGCUCCUCCGCCUCCUCCCGUCCUCCCGCCGCGUCUUCGACGCGGUCCCGUCCCCGCACGCCGACGCGUUCCUCGCCAACACGCUCCUCCGCGCCUACGCGCUCGGGGGCGCGCCCCGCGACGCGCUCGCCGCGUUCUCGGCCAUGCCGCUACGGGACAGCUUCACCUACUCAUUCCUCAUCAAGGCGGUCUCCGCCGCCGGCGUCGGCCCGGUCCGCGCGGUGCACUCGCACGUAUUCAAGCUCGGGUCCGUCGAGGAUACCUUCGUCGGGAACGCGCUGAUCGACGCCUACUCCAAGAACGGCGGGUUCUUGGACGCCAGAAAGGUGUUCGACGAAAUGCCGGCACGGGACGUCGUGUCCUGGAACACGGCUAUGGCGGCGAUGGUGCGCGAGGGGGAGUUGUCUGGCGCGAGGAAGAUGUUUGACGAGAUGCCAGAGAGGGACACGGUGAGCUGGAACACAAUGCUGGAUGGCUACACAAAGGCAGGGGAGGUGGACGCAGCGUUUGAACUUUUUCAGCGCAUGCCGGAGAGGAAUGUUGUGUCGUGGUCGACGAUAGUGUCAGGUUACUGCAAGAAGGGUGACCUGGAGAUGGCUCGGGUGAUCUUUGACAAGAUGCCUAGCAAGAAUUUGGUGACAUGGACUAUAAUGGUGUCGGCAUGUGCAGAGAAGGGGCUUGUUGAUGAGGCAGGCAAGUUGUUUGCUCAGAUGAAGGAGGCUGAUGUGGAACUUGAUGUUGCUUCUGUUGUGAGUAUCCUGGCGGCGUGUGCAGAAUCAGGCUCUCUUUCACUUGGAAAGAGGAUUCACCGAUACGUGCGGAAGAGGAAGCUGGGGAGAUCAACCCAUGUGUGCAAUGCACUGAUUGACAUGUUCUGCAAAUGCGGGUGCGUGAACCGAGCUGAUUAUGUCUUUGACACUGAGACAGUUGAGAAGGAUUCGGUGUCAUGGAACAGCAUCAUUGGAGGUUUUGCAAUGCAUGGGCAUGGCGAGAAGGCGCUGGAGCUAUUUGCUCAAAUGAAGCAACAGGGAUUUAACCCUGAUGCUGUAACAAUGAUCAAUGUUCUUAGUGCAUGUAGGCACAUGGGGUCUGUGGAUGAGGGACGCCGGUAUUUCUCCAACAUGGAGAGGGACUAUGGUAUCAUGCCCCAGAUAGAGCAUUAUGGUUGUAUGAUCGAUCUUCUUGGUCGUGGAGGGCUCAUCAAGGAGGCUAUCGAUCUGAUCAAAAGCAUGCCUUGGGAGCCUAAUGAAGUUAUAUGGGGGUCCCUUCUCAGUGCAUGCCGACUGCACAAGAACGUGGAGUAUGCAGAAAUAGCAGUGAACGAGUUGAGCAAGCUUCAGCCCUCCAAUGCUGGGAACUUUGCUGUGCUCUCAAACAUCUAUGCAGAGGCUGGGCAGUGGAGUGACAUGGCGAAGGCAAGGAUGCAGAUGAAAGGAACUGGGUCGCAGAAAACUGCAGGAUCAAGUUGGGUCGAACUUGAUGAGGCAUUCCAUGAGUUUACUGUGGGGGAUAGAAAGCACCCAGAUUCAGACCAGAUAUCUGAGAUGGUUGAUAGGUUGAGUUCGCAUGUUAAGCGUGCUGGCUGUGUUCCAGCAGGCCAUGAGCUGCUUGUGCAGUGAGUCAUUUGCUUAGGGCAUGCUUAUAUGCUAAUGCGAAUUUGGAAUGCUCCUCUGCCUGGUGAUUAACCUUGCAGGUCAUGCGAUCUGAAGAAAUUAAGCGUCAUUCCUGAUACUGCCUGCAAUAAUGAAGAUGAUAGGACAUGGUGCAGAAGGUUCUAUGAUUGAGUGAACAGCCUUGAAUGUGUCGGAGGCUUGAUGCAUUUCUCAGCAUCUGUGCAUCUGCCAAUCAGGUUUGCUGUGUUAAUGACUGUUACCAUGACGACAGAUGAUGAUGGAGUGACUGACAAAACACUGACAAUAUGGUUCUAGGUUGGUCGGAUAGUUCAUAGCUCAGUUUCAAUUCUUCACUUCAUCUGGUUAGACAAAACCAAAACAAAGGUAAGGUUAGGCCCUUAUAAAGCACAGAAGGCAGAAGAACUCAGAUUCAACACAACACCAUUUUUCUCUUUCCAAUGUAACAGUAAGAUGUUGGAGCGCAUGAAUAUUUUUCUUAGUGUUUUACAGGUCUUGACACUAUAAUUUAGAUGUACCAUCACCUUAAUUAAUGAAUGUAUGAAACUAUAGACGAGGGAUUGUAUAUUGUUGUAUAAAAUUUUAGUGCAGACAGCCCAUACCUGUAUGCACUGAGAGCAUGCUUCUUGUGUUUGAGACAACACACAUGUAAACCAUUUAUUCAGUUUUAUCGUCUGAAGCCUUUGGCACUUUGGGAGUUGUUGUAUACUAGUACCAUCCAUCAUUUUGACCGAUGGAAAGAAGGUAAAGAAUAGUACCAUUUAUGUUGCUGUGAUGCUAAGUAUUCAACACAAUAGUAUUUCUGAACUUUUGCA
This is a messenger RNA of Oryza brachyantha (malo sina), 2771 nucleotides long. Its product is annotated as pentatricopeptide repeat-containing protein At3g29230. Bases 121 to 1944 code for a protein of 607 amino acids. The transcript has a single exon. Gene Ontology annotation, biological process: RNA modification. Gene Ontology annotation, molecular function: RNA binding; protein binding. Lineage: Eukaryota; Viridiplantae; Streptophyta; Magnoliopsida; Poales; Poaceae. The record is from RefSeq and is a predicted model, not a curated record.